This is a messenger RNA of Zootoca vivipara (common lizard), 1778 nucleotides long. RefSeq names its product CD24 molecule (gene CD24). The record is from RefSeq and is a predicted model, not a curated record. Gene Ontology annotation, biological process: regulation of cell-cell adhesion; cell adhesion; cell activation. Gene Ontology annotation, molecular function: protein tyrosine kinase activator activity. Gene Ontology annotation, cellular component: external side of plasma membrane; membrane raft. Lineage: Eukaryota; Metazoa; Chordata; Lepidosauria; Squamata; Lacertidae.
UGGGAAGGAGGAGGUCUACAGGGGCUUUGCCCCGCCCCGGCUGGAGCUCGGCGCCCGCAUAAAAACCCUCCGCAGGCGCCUCCACGUUGCAUCUCAGGAGCAGCUUCGGAGGGAGUCGGGGGCUCGCAGCGCGGUUAGACAUGGGAACUGCACUUGCUACGCGGCUCGGCUUGGGGCUUUUGCUCCUGGCGCUGCUUUUACCUACUCAGACGAGUGGUGGUAAUGGAACAACUCCAUCUGCUGCAAACAAUAAUUCAAGUCCAACGUCCGCACCACUUAGCACACUGAACAAUACCACCACCAAAGGACAUGGAAGCUCUCUUCAAUCAACUACUGGCCUCUUCAUUCUCACAAUCUCUCUUCUAUACAUUUGUUAAGAAACCCUGGCUGGGAAACUUCCACCAUUCCCUGCCCAGUGCCCUGAACCAUCUGAGAUGGCUAGACCUUCCUAUCCCAGCAUGAAAAAGAACCACAGAAUACCUGCAUCAAGUCAGUGCAGUUUACGCUACAGUUCAGUUACUGGUACCAAUUGGACUGAGAGUCUUAUAAGAGCACCUGAUGUUCCAAAGCCAUUUCCCCUGAAAAUCAACCCUAUGACCAUUCAAGAUUAAAAAGGCCGUGGGGUGGGCUCCAGUCUUCAACAGCUGGAAUUGGAAAUACAAGACAAAGAAGUACAAUUUGACUAGCCGUGGAUAAUGACCACCAUGAAACACAUAGGAGAGAGAUCGUGAAGAUAUGCAAAAUAAGGACUCUUUAAUUUGAAUGAAAAUGAAGUUUUGAAAACCACUAGAAAAUACAAAUGGCGCUGGUUCAGUUCACUCAGUUUCGUAUAUAAGGUUGUAUCCAGCAGACAGAGUUCCAUCCAAAAUUUUGCUUUGGAAUUUCCAGCUUCAGUGGGGCAGAUCUUAUUUUAAGGCUCUGUUAAUGUGUGGCUGUUCUAACUAAGCCUGUGUAGUUUUAAAAUAUAUUGGAAAAUUACUUUCACUGUGGUAUUUCAGUUUUUUUUCCAUUUUACUAAAGCUAUAAGUGAACCAUAUGUGCCAGCAAAACAAGUUAUUUGGCAAAGCAGUGGCAAAAACCACUUGAAUAAAACUGAUCAAGGGAUCAAAUCCACUGCUAAACUUGAAAUGCUAUUAAUUUUACAUUAUCAUAGUAUUCACCUUCUAAAAUAAAGCCUCUAGAGUCAUUUCCAGAUGUCCGUUUUGAUUUGGUGCAGUUUGUAUCUUAAUCUAUUUUAUGCUUGAAAUGUAAUGUUGGGGCAGAAGAAUGGAGAGUAGCUUUUUCAAACAAAAGUGGGAAGGGAUGAAGUCUUCAAUCAUGGGAAGGGAUGAAGUCUUCAAUCAUCAAGAAUUUAAGAACAUGUCUCAAUGAUCGAAACCAAAUAACACUUGCACAGACACAUUCUAGGUAAUUAAAUGUACUAGAUAACAAAUAAUUUGAACUAAAGCUGGCACUAAGAUGCAGCUUGAACGAAGUGCUUGGAUUUUCAGAAAUAUGGAGAGGCUUGUUGACAGUACUAUGUCCAUGUAGAGUCUUGUCCUGUUCCUAUGGAAUCAUAGCUUUUAAAGAGAACCCAUCCUUUGACUUGGACAGUUUACCCCAAAUCUAACAUUUUGCAUUGUUGAGUAACUGUGUGGUAAACUCCAUAAAAUACUAUGGUAGGGUAUAUGUGCAUUUCUUCCUUUUUGUAUCAAGUACACUGUUUUGAUUUUGUGACUAUGUGAUUAUGCUUUAAAUUUAAUUGGGCAAAUUGUAAAUAAAAAAAAACCCUGAUCUAA